AUGAAAUAUAUUGAUAAGGUUCAAAAUCAGAAACUGAAUAGGACCUAUGGAAAGUGUGACAUUUGUGAAAUCGUUUACAGUAGCGAAAUGCUCUUUUUGCCUGAACAUAGUCGUCCCCGACGCUAUCCAGAAUCCCAUUCAUCUCGACAUGAACCGCCUAGUGUUCACGGAGGUCGUUCUUCCUGCCAAAAAAUGAACCGCUAUGAUCACAAAAAUUGUGACCACUAUCGUCAAAGCUGUCUUAAUGGAAAACCUCGACCUUAUCGCAUUGGUAGAUCCAUUAUUUCUCAAUUCCACUCCCUUUCGACACGAUCAUGUCUGUGCAACGGUGAACGAUCGAAAAUGUCUUUGAGUUCUGGCAAGGGUAACUCUUCAACAUCUGGAUCUGGAUAUGCUAGCCAAGGGGGAACGGCAAUGAUGAAGCCUCAGGUAUUGGAAAAAGCAUUGAUUCACCGGUCGCCAGGGUCUCCAAAGCCGGUGCUGCACGAUUUCAUACAGCAAGAAUCAGUGCAACAAGGUAUAUUGACACAAGAACUUUCAUCAGGGCAUUCGGAGUCGGUGAUGUUCGAUACGCCCACGAGAUCUGCCCUCCCAAGCUUGCCUCCUUCAAGCGUUGCCGAGAAAACUCACGAAGUUGGGAAACUCUCCGAGGCCCUGGAUAAGCUAAGGCAGCAACAAUGUACCCUCACACGCUACAUCCGUCAAUUGAAGUAUAUUCGUCGCCAGGUUAGUUUUAUACCUGAAGCCUACUUGACGGUAGACGCUUUGGUUUUUUUAGAAAUGAACCUCUCUGACUCCCAAGCUGAAACCAGUUCCAGUGAUGACUUUAUUGACGACACCGCAGACGGAUUAGGUACGGUCGAAACUGGGGUGGAGAGCUAUAACGCCGAGGAAUUCAUCGGCAGUGUCGGCUCUAACGUUGCCUCCUCUGCUGCUGUAGUCAUUGGUGAGACGUGCGAUCAGAGUGGGUCGUCUACUACGGAGAUGUUUCUUGUUAAAGAUACUUCGAAUGCGCCUGUGAAGGCGGUUCUCUCUUCGUCCCGACUGCCAGGUGUUUAUUGCUUUUUGUACACCAAUGCAGGCGUUUUAAAUACAUCUGACGAACUUUGUUUAAAAGUUGCCUCAAAGCGUCGAGCUGGGACUUCGGCCUCUUCCAGCGUAUCAAAGGGAGGAGAACUGACACCAAGUCUCCCAAGGAAGGAAGUAGGAUCAGAUGAGUCCCAGCAAUCUUGUACGAGAAAGGCAGCAGAAGCCGAAUCAGUAAGUGUUAUAGAGCCCAAAGUAGAUCCGGUACGUCUUCGCUGGGUGCGCCAGUUACUAAAUCAUCCUCAGAGUCGGACAUACACUUUUGCUGAGCUCGACAAACUUGUCAUCGACCUUGUUAAUAAUUCCUCCUCAAGUAAGCUUCGGUCUCAUGUAGCACUAGUUGAUUGCUUCUCCCUUCCGUUAUUUGCGCUCUUUUUUGUUCUUUUAGAAUCCCCGAAAUAA
This is a messenger RNA of Hydatigera taeniaeformis, 1488 nucleotides long. The record is from the annotation of a GenBank genome assembly. Lineage: Eukaryota; Metazoa; Platyhelminthes; Cestoda; Cyclophyllidea; Taeniidae.